Molecule: messenger RNA, 2838 nt
Organism: Paramecium tetraurelia
Lineage: Eukaryota; Ciliophora; Oligohymenophorea; Peniculida; Parameciidae
Exons: 3
Source: RefSeq, a predicted model, not a curated record
AUGUCAGAUAGCUCAUCGGAUGAAGAUUAUCGCAAGUUCAACAGGAAGGCUAAGAAGUCUUAAGCACGCACAAACGUCCAAGAUCCAGAAUCCACUCGGUUUGCCUAAGAAUUCGCAUAGAGAUUGUUACGAGAGAGAGGAUUUGACAUCACUGAAGAAGAGAUGGGAUUCAAGAAACAAACUACUAAAUAAGUGAAGGCCACUACUUACGUGCAUAGUAUUGAUUAGGCCACAUUCAAAGAAUUACAAAAGGAAUUCAAUAAAUGCGAGAACAUAGGUCAGAUAUGCACCAUCCUAAAAGCAUUAAGUAAUCAUAAAGAAGCCACACCAUAGCAAUAAUAAUAGUAUAAGAUCUAGAGAAGCGACUUCUUGAUCAAAAAUAGAAUGUAUGAGGAAGCCAAAACAGAAUGCUUUGAAUUGUUAGAGAAGGAAUUGUAAACUUUGGACAAAGUGAAGGUCUUGUUAUCAUUAUGUAAGGCAUAAUUAGAGACGAAUGAAACAUAUAAUGGAUGCAUGUAAGCAUUGAGAUUAAAAAGCUAUGCUGAAACAGUUAAAUUGAUGCCAUCAUUUAAUCUGGGUAUAUAUGAUCUUACUCCAGAGUAAAUUUACAAACAAAUAGAUGAUAUCUAUUAAAAUACUAUAUUUAAGAUCUAGAGAGAUAAUAAAAAGGUGAUAUCUCUUUUAGGAGUAUAAGGUAAUAGUGCAACCGGUUGUUUGGGUUAAGGGGACUUAACGUAAUGCAGUGAGUUGACUUAAUAUUCGAUAUUCAAAAACAGGAAAAUACUCUCUAUUGGAUGUGGAGAACAUCAUGUUUUAGUUUUAAUAAGUGGUUGUUCAUGUAUCAAUCCCUUUUUGGUCAGUUAAUGUAAAGGAGAAAAAUGCAAUAAUGGUAAUGAAGUCUUUGGUUGGGGAGAGAAUUUCUUGGGUCAAGUAACCAUGAGUGAAUUAGAUGGAAAUUUUAUUAGUGUCCCAUAUAAUAUUAGUUAAUUAAGCAAUAAGAACAUUAUUGGAGUUCAAGCAUACAAAAGCUCAUCAAUUGCUUGGGAUUCUGAAGGUCGGAUAUAUCAGUGGGGAGCUAAACACAUACUCAAAAUAGACCCUAUUGCAGAAAUUUAAUAGAUCAUAUUGGGUUUCAAAUUUGGAGCUGUUCUCGCUAAAAAGUCAUUGUUUAUCAUUGGGGAAUUGGAUGAAAAUAUUAAAUAUCCUAAACUAACUAAAUUAGCUGAUAAUAUUGAUUAAAUUGCAGGUGGAGAUAACCAUUUGUUAUCACUUAACUCAUAAGGUGAAGUUUGGGGAAUUGGAUAAAAUAAGUUUCAUUAGUUAGGGGUGAAUAAUCAUCAACAAUAUUCGUAAAUAUAAGAGGAGGAAUGCUUUUAUAUUAAUGCUAAUGAAAAUGCUAGUAUUUUUGUUACUUCUGAUGGUGAGGUCUUGUAUUGUGGUUAAGUGAGCAAAGAAAAAGUAAUUGAUUACCCUAAAACAUUGCAAAUUGAUGAAGAUGUCUAAAUUAUUUAAGCUUGCACAUAUGAAGGUGUGAUCUAUGCUUUGAAUUUGCAAGGAAAGAUAUUUAGAUGGGAUAUUGACAAAGAACCGAAAUCUAAGUAAUUCUUCUCCGCUCCUGUAAGACAACUCCAUCUUUGCAGGGGAAUCAGACUUUGUGAAUCAACUGCCUUAUAAGGGGAAUGGUGUAAAUUGGAAUUAGAAGAUGAGGAUUAAGAAGAAUUCGAAACCUUUUCAGAUAUUAAUCUCAUUAUCAACCUAGGAGAUAAGUAUGGUCCAUAUGGAAUCAAACAAACACAUCCUAUUAGAUAUAAUAUCUUUGUUUCUGAUGAUUCUGAAAUUACUCCUGAUUAGUUAUUACACAAAAAUCAAGUGGUCUCUAUGAGCAAGAUUUAGUCGUAAUAAGAUAAUAAGAUCUAUCUUAAUUACAUGAACGAUGGCUACAAAGCUGAAAUUAAGGAACUAGAUGAACCAUCUAAACAUAAACUUGUUUUGUAGGUGAACAAACCAGGGAAUUAUUUCGUUUAUUUAUAUUUGAAUGAGUAAUUACUUAUCGAUUGUCCUUUGACUCUCAAUUUAGUGGCUGGAAGCAGAUAAGAGGAGUUGAUGUAAGCAGAAGAAUUAAAGAAAUAAUAAUAAUAAGCAGAAUUACAAAGGAAAUAAGCUUUGUUAUUGAAAAAAUAAUAGGAAGAAGAUGAGAGAUAGAGAAUGUUGAAUGAAUAAUAAUAAGAACUUUAGUAGAGAUAAUAGGAGACAAAGAAAAGAGCUGAUGAGAAAUUAUAAUAAUAUCAAUUAAAAAUGUAGGAAGAAAAAAGACAAAAAGAGGAAGAAAGAUAAUAAAAGAAGGAUUUAUUAACAGGAGGAGGUUUUGAUUUGAAUAAAGUAAAAUAGUAGCAAUAAUAAUAACAAUAACAAUAAUAACAAUAAUAAUAAUAAUAGGAAUAAAUUUAAAAUAAUAAUCAACCUAAGAAAAUUAUUAAAUAAGUUAAUACUGCUUUAAGUUAAAAGGUUAAACAAUAGAUGCAAAAUUUAUAAUAAGAAAGAUAAUAAUUACAAUAAUUAAAUAAUCAAUAGUAAUAAUAAUAAUAAUAAUAAAAAUAAACUAAACCUCAAUCUUAACCUCCAAAAUUAAACCCAGUAAAAGCCACUCCUAAAGUACUUCAAAGUAUUUAAUCAACUAAAACUACUGACAAAGCAUUUUCUACAUAGGAGACCUUCAAAGAAAUGCAAUAGACAGGAUAAUUUAGAAAAACAGAUACUUAAUUGUAAAAAAUACAAUAAGAAUUCCAAUAAGAAUUGUAAUAGCUGAAACGACAGGAAUCAAAUAAAUAUAAAAGAUGA